Ambispora leptoticha is the source of this 288-nucleotide messenger RNA. The record is from the annotation of a GenBank genome assembly. Lineage: Eukaryota; Fungi; Glomeromycota; Glomeromycetes; Archaeosporales; Ambisporaceae.
GUAAACGUUGAGGUGAACGUUGACGUGAACGUUAAGGUCAACGUUGAGGUGAACGUUGAUAUGAACGUUAAGGUGAACAUUCACGUCAACAUUGAGGUCAAUGUUGAGGUGAACAUUGACAUGAACGUUAAGGUGAACGUUUACGUCAACAUUGAGGUGAACGUUGAUAUAAACGUUAAGGUGAAUGUUCACGUCAACGUUAAAGUGAACGUUGAGGUGAACGUUGACAUUAACGUUAAGGUGAACGUUCACGUUAAUGUUCACGUUACCGUUAAGGUCAAUGUUGAG